Molecule: messenger RNA, 3952 nt
Organism: Thalassophryne amazonica
Lineage: Eukaryota; Metazoa; Chordata; Actinopteri; Batrachoidiformes; Batrachoididae
Gene: antxr2a
Product: ANTXR cell adhesion molecule 2a
Exons: 17
Coding region: 273-1760 (495 amino acids)
Cellular component (GO): membrane
Molecular function (GO): signaling receptor activity
Source: RefSeq, a predicted model, not a curated record
UUUUUUUUUUAUUGAGUGAUUAUAUAUGAGUGAAACAUGAGUCAACACGAUGAAGAAACAGCUCGCAUGAUGACGUAUUCGCAGCAGUUUCCUUUAUUUGGCAGCUGAGUCGCUUAAUUUGGUUGUUUUGGAGGAAACUUGACAUGUUGCUGCUGUUCCUCCUCAGUGCUCUCUAAAACCACACCGCUUAUUAUUAUUAUUAUUAUUUAUCGGAGAUUUUUCUCACCGCCAUCACUCGGUAUUGUUUUUUUUCUCUUUGCUUUUUUGGAGAAAUGUGUGCGCGGUUGUCCCGUUGUUUCCCCGCGGAGCGUGAAGGUGCCGGCGGGGACGUCCGGUGGGCUUUAGCCGCCGUCGCUGUCAUCUUUGUGGGUCUGCUAGCUUCGUGCUGCCGCGCUGAAGAGGCUGCCUGUCACGGAGCCUACGACCUGUAUUUUGUCUUAGACAGGUCUGGAAGCGUCUCUGCACACUGGUUCGAGAUUUAUUCCUUUGUCAAGAACCUCACUGACCGAUUUGUCAGCUCCAGUACGAGGGUCUCCUUCAUCGUCUUCUCUUCCCAAGCUGAAGUCCUGCUGCCUCUGACAGGAGACAAAUACAAGAUUGAAGAGGGUUUGAAACGCCUACGAGCCGUGAAACCAGCUGGAGAGACUUUUAUGUAUGAAGGAAUGAAACAGGCUUCACUUCAGAUAAAAAAACAGUCAGCGAAUUCUUCAAGCAUCAUCUUAGCUCUGACAGAUGCGGAGCUCGCCGUUUAUGUUAACGAGCUCACAGUGAAAGAGGCUAAUGAAGCGAGGAAGUAUGGGGCUCGUAUUUACUGCGUGGGUGUAAAAGACUUUGAUGAGCAACAGCUUGCUAAGAUCGCUGACACCAAAGAUCAUGUGUUUCCUGUCAAAGAUGGCUUCCACGCGCUCAAAGGCAUCAUCAAUUCUAUAUUAAAACGAUCAUGCACAGAGAUUUGGAACGUAGAGCCCUCCAGUGUUUGUGUGAACGAAUCCUUUGACAUUGUCCUCAGAGGAAACGGCUUCACCCCCGGUCGCACUAAUGAAGGUGUUGUUUGCACCUUCAUCAUCGGAGAGCAAACAUUCAAUCACAAGCCAACUACAAUACGAAACGAUUAUGUGCUGUGUCCUGCACCAAAACUCUAUGAAGUUGGACAGACUAUGGAUGUUCUGAUCAGUUUAAAUAAUGGGAAGUCUUUCAUCUCCAGUGCUCACACCAUCACUGCCACCACAUGUGUGAACGGUUUGGUGGUGGCCAUCGUCUUCUUGGUGCUGCUGGUCCUUGUGGCUCUGGCGCUCAUGUGGUGGUUCUGGCCUCUUUGCUGUAAAGUGGUCAUCAAAGAUCCGCCGCCUCCACCGCCGCCUUCACGUCCUCCACCACCCGAACCUGAACCGCUGCCUAAGAAGAAGUGGCCGACUGUGGACGCCUCCUACUAUGGAGGACGUGGAGCUGGAGGGAUCAAACGCAUGGAGGUGCGCUGGGGUGAGAAGGGUUCCACCGAGGAGGGGGCCCGGCUGGAAAAGGCCAAGAACGCCAUAGUGUCCAUUCCAGAAGACGUGGAGGAGCCGAUGCCCAAACGUCCCACCCCAAAACCUGCUCCAGGCUCCCAUCAACCUGAGAGCAAAUGGUACACACCCAUCAAGGGUCGUCUCGACGCUGUGUGGGCUUUGCUGCGACGACAGUAUGACCGAGUGUCGCUGAUGCGUCCCACAUCUGAAGAUGAGGGUCGCUGUAUUAAUUUCAGCCGCGUGCCGCAUGAGUAGACGAGUGGGAUGCUGGUGUGAAGAUGUGCUGAUGGUUGAGAACCAAACGUUUCAGGUUUUUGGAGAUUCUGCAGCUGAAGCCACUAUUUGUUCACUCUGUUCAACCUCGUACACAGAGCCGUCGGUUUUCAGACACAUUUGAAGUUCACACAGCAACAUUAAUAACACCCUGUCAUAAUUUAUUUCCUGCCAUUAAAAAAAAAAACAACUUUUUUUUCUAGCCCUGGAGUGUGGCACUCAGACUUGGUUCGGCCUCUUUUUAUGGACAGACGGAAGCCAUCUUUAAAAAAAACAAACAAACUCAGAGAAAGCAGUUGUAUGCCGUUGGCGUGGAACUCGGAAUAAUCCCACCAGCCCUCACGAGUGUAGAAGUCCAUCGCCUUUUGGCAAUGUUUCACCAACAAAUCCUGUCCAACUUCAGCAGCGUUGGUCACCCGGCGGCGGCGGUGCUCUGACUGGCUGAUCCUGUCGUUUUAUCACCGACAAGUGCACACUCAUGACAUUGUAGACAAGAUGCCCCAAGGUAUGGGACACCACCAAGACUUUGCCCUUUCAGGGCUUUUUUUUAAAAAACACCUUCCUUUCAUUAUGCACUUGGGACGAGGAAGUUAAUAGAGCGUUAUUCACCGCCGGUCAGCCCGAUGACCACGGUGGGCUUCGUUUGAGAGAUUGAUGCCUGAAGAGCUUGACGCGGCACCGGGUGUUUUGGGCGCAGUCUGCUCCGUGCUCAGUAAUGCGUAGCAUAUAAACAGGCCAGUCUGCUCACACUGUGUAGAUAUAGAUCCAGCCGCCGCGCCACUCCCACUGCCUGAAUCCUCUGCGGGUGCCCGCCGCGUCACAACUCAGUGGUCCUCUGAGCCGGCGAAUAUCAAAGUUUAAUUAAAAUAAUUAAAGGCAACAGCAAGCAGCAGCCUGUGAAGACUUGGCUGUCUCUUUUUUAUGUCUUUUGACAUUGAAUGACCUAUUACUGCCGUACAGCGAGGGGAGAAAAGAGGACACGGUACCAUGGCGACAGCGCACCGUGUCCAAAACGCAAACCCAAAGCAGCAGAUGCGACGGACGGAUAAGUAUUGUUCAUUUCCAGAAACUACACCCCCUGUUCUCCUCUCGCCUUGUCCCCCAAAAAUAUGAACUUCUAUAUAUUGUUGAUUUGUCAAGCGCGCUGUCAUGACGCCAAUCCCAAAUGAUGGCGUGAGCGGAAACACCGUGGGGGAGGAAAAGGGGGCAGCAGCUGAAGAAAAAGGCUCGAAUGAUCCAGUCACUUUGUAUUGGGUGCUUCAGAUGCAAAAUGGAUAUUCAAGUCGAAACCUGACAAAGCGCGCCGGCUUUGACGGGAAGCGGUAUAGACAAUGACCAGUGGCUGGGUCAGUGGGAUGUCUCCGUGCGGGCAGGGGAGCUUAUCAAGUGACACUAAAAAUAAGUUCAACAACCAUCAACUUUUAGGGGGAGUGGGCGAGCGUCUCACAUUCGGUGGGCACGUGGGUAAACAAGGCGGGCGGGGCGCGUCACGCAUGUCUAAUGUCUCCCUUUGUUUCCAUCGGAUGGUGGAUCGCCAAAUCUUCGGGGUGCGCUGGUGUUUAUGUUCGGCUCUAGCAUAAUUUUACACGCUGACAUUUAAAUGACUAAUCAGCCGCUUUCUCGCUGUUUCAGAUCACUUUUUUAUUUUUUUAUACUAAUGAGAUAUUUUUGCAGAAGGCAUCUCGCUAAUGAUACGUCACCCGGUUCAGCUUUUGUACUUUUAUUAAAAAAAGAAUAAAAAAAAAAAAUAAAGUUUUUAAAUGUCUGAUGAAAGAAGAUAUUUUUAUAUUUCUGCACUUUUGUGUGUUUUAGCACCUGAUAGUGUUUCAGUAUUCGAGUCGUUUUCAGAACUCGCUCGUGCACGAUGAUGCUGCCGCCUCCACUUCACUUCUGAAUUUGAUUUUGAUCUUUGCAUUGUUUUCUCAGUUAAUUGAAAAUACUGAAUUGUAAUUUUGCAUUCAUUUAACUUCAGUUUGUACAGUUUUAAUCAUCACUUUUUGUAUUCAUGUUGCACCAAGAACUCUGGUCUACAGCCAAAGUGCUUCUGAAAUAAAUAUCGUCAAAAUUGACUGAUUUUGGCUCACUGAGAAUGAAAAUGAUGAUUGAAAUUGUUGAUCAGCUCUAGUUUUUAAGAUAUAUUAGUGUGAUGCUACUAAAGGUUAACAUAUAAAACC